GUCAUUUUAACAUCCAUCCAUACAUGCCAUUUCUGUGUGUAUCUCACUGACACUGAGGCAGAGCUGUAGAAUACAGAGAAACAAACUUCUCACCACAGUUUUUUUCUUCUAUUUCUGCUCGACAGUGUUCAUCUUUAAGCCUCGGCACCUGCUUUGCAGAGAAGAUCACAUCUGAACGGAUCUCUCGUGGAUUUUAGCAAAAACAAUUCCUGUUUAGAUCAUCCAAAACCAGCUGCCACCAUUUCACCUCCAUCAGUCAUGUACAGCUCCAGCUACUCCCGGACAAAGUUUGGCCUGGAGGCAAGGGAGCCCCUGCACAAGCCCAAGGGGAAGAGCUGCGGCUACUACAUGAGGCUCGUCUUCUUCUUUUCCUCUCUGAUCCAGUCUCUGAUCAUCAUCAGCCUGGUGCUCUUUCUCAUCUAUGGACAGCCAGAGAAGUCUGCAGAGGAGAAGAGGGUCGAGGAAUUGGAGCUGAACUUCAACAGGCUGAGUGACAUCAACAGCCAGCUGAGAAAGGAGAAAGGCGAUUUGGGAGCUCAGCUGGGAGUUCUCACAGCGGAGAAAGCUGCUCUGGAGAAAGAGUUGGCGAAGCUGAAGACUGAUGCGAACAAGACCGAACAGAUACAAAAGGAUAAGUUAGCUAAAUGUGAGAAAACGAAUGCAGUAACACUCAGCAUGAUCACCCGUCGUCCCACCCCUCCGAUCCAGCCCCCUCCUGUGGUCACUACUAGCGGUGAAAUGAGGACUUUGCAGACACUCAACGCUCAGCAGAAAGCUUUGAUAAACCUCAUCGGUGCAAACUUCACCCAGACGGUUCAGUACCUAAGCCAGGAGAGAGACAACGCCCUCAAAGACCGAGACACACACCACCAGGAUGCCAUCACCCUGCGCAGGGAGAACACCAUGCUGAAGGAGCAGCUCACCACCUACACCAGGAAGUGCAAAGAGGACUUUGCUCACUCUUUGGACGGGAUCAAAACAGUGACCAGCGAUUUCCUGAACAAGAUCAACAACCUGUUUCCCCACCAGCUGACCUUUCACCUCACCUGUGACAGCCAGCAGGAGCAGAUGGAGAAGAUCAGAAACAGCUGCACAAACCUGUCCAGAGACGUGGAAAAUAAGUUCCAGCUGUAUCUAGACAACGUGGGAAACAAGGUGUCCGAGAUCCAAGCAAAGUCCAGUCGUCUGGAGGUGCAAAACUCAUAUUCUACUACUGAACUGCAGCAGUGUGAGCGCAAACACAGUGAGACGGUCGUAGAGGCAGCCAAGCAACUACAGCUCAAGCAAAAGACUCAUGACGACCAGGUGGAGAAAUUACUGAUUGAGCAGAACCGGCUGAGAGAACAGAAGAAGCUGCAGGAAGACAGUUUGGCCCUGAGAGACAAAGAGCUUCAGACCCUCCAGCAAAUGCUCUCUGCUCAGCCCAAUUCCAAGUCCGGUGUUACUAAAGCUUCCAGCCUACAGGCCUCUAUUGGAGCACUUGGCAUCAGUAAAACUCCAACGGUGAGAUGAAAUGAACCAGAAGAGAAAUAACUGAAGGGACCCAUCAUGCACCAAAGUGAUGAAACAUUGAAACAUUUUAAGAAGGACAUGUAUAUAUUCCUGAUUCAACACAACUUGUAAAUACUCUAAGUUCACAUUAAUGACAUCUUAACUGUGCAUGCUUUUUUUUUUUUUUUUUUUUUUUUUUUUUUAGCUCUACGUUGAAUAUUAGAUUAAUUUGUGUUUUACUUGUACUGGUUGAUAGUUACAAUUCACUGUGAAUAGCUUUGGUAACUUACAAGGUAAAUGUACAAAUCUCCAUGACACUGGUGUAAAUAUUUUCUAUUGUGUGUCACUCAUGUGGUUUCUGCUGUUAGGAAAAACUUUUAUUUAGAAAUAAAAUAAAAUGAACCUAAUCUGACUCACUCUU
Messenger RNA from Anoplopoma fimbria (sablefish), 1912 nucleotides. RefSeq names its product plasmalemma vesicle associated protein b (gene plvapb). The transcript is spliced from 9 exons. The record is from RefSeq and is a predicted model, not a curated record. Bases 259 to 1512 code for a protein of 417 amino acids. Gene Ontology annotation, biological process: positive regulation of cellular extravasation; regulation of vascular permeability. Lineage: Eukaryota; Metazoa; Chordata; Actinopteri; Perciformes; Anoplopomatidae. Gene Ontology annotation, cellular component: caveola.